Solea senegalensis (Senegalese sole) is the source of this 1291-nucleotide messenger RNA. RefSeq names its product DND microRNA-mediated repression inhibitor 1 (gene dnd1). Gene Ontology annotation, biological process: negative regulation of miRNA-mediated gene silencing; mRNA stabilization. NCBI's taxonomy places the organism in Eukaryota, Metazoa, Chordata, Actinopteri, Pleuronectiformes, Soleidae. Gene Ontology annotation, cellular component: nucleus; cytoplasm. The annotation marks the transcript as partial. The record is from RefSeq and is a predicted model, not a curated record. The transcript has 4 exons. Gene Ontology annotation, molecular function: mRNA binding.
GUGCUGAACCUGGAGCGAGUGCAUGCUCUGGCAACCUGGCUGAAAACAACCAACACCAAACUGAUUCAAGUCAAUGGUCAGAGGAAAUAUGGAGGACCACCAGAGGGCUGGGACGGCCCCAACCCCGGCGCUCGCUGUGAGGUCUUCAUCAGUAAUAUCCCGCGCGACGCCUACGAGGACCUGCUCAUCCCCCUCUUCAGCUCGGUGGGUUCUCUGUGGGAGUUCAGGCUCAUGAUGAACUUCAGCGGGGAGAACCGCGGCUUCGCGUACGCCAAGUAUGGCUCCUCGAGCGUCGCCGCCGACGCCAUCCGUGUGCUGAACGGCCACGUGCUGGAGGCGGGCUCCUGCAUCAACGUGCGCUACAGCACCGAGAAGAGACACCUGUGUAUUAACCAGCUGCCAGUUGACACCAAGCAGGAGGAGCUGCUGAAGGUUGUGCGCGCGAUGGUGGAGGGAGUGGACAGCGUGUCUCUGAAGGCGGGGCCUGGGAUCAAUGGAGUGUCGGCGAUCGUGGCUUUCUCAUCUCACCACGCUGCCUCCAUGGCAAAGAAGAUUCUAGCGGAAGCUUUUAAGAAGCAGUUUGCUCUCAACAUCUUCGUGAAGUGGCAGAUAGCGGUGAAGCCGAGUCUGGAUGAGCCGCUGUUGCUGGAGGCGUCGCCGCUGAAGCGCCCGUGCCUUUUCCUGACUCCGUCCCAGCGUAAAGCCCCGCCUCCUCGUCUGACCUCUCAAACUCCCAAUCUACCAACGUCCUGCAGAGCAGUGGGAGGACCCACUGCCCCUCCCUCUUCCUCCUCCUCCUCCUCCUCCUCGUCUCAGGGUCAUGACGUGUCCGUGCCUCUCCCUGCGACGCUGCUGCAGAAGCUGUGUGAGAUGACCGGCUUCAGUCAGCCGCUCUAUGAGUUGCACUACAGCUACACUGGGCCUGAUGGAUUCCUCCACUUCACCUACAAGGUGCGCAUCCCCGGGAUAACCCUGCCCUUCACGGGCGCGGUCAUGAUCUUGCCCGGACCCAGCGUGGGCGGCCUGUUGGAGGAGGCUCAGCAGGCGGCGGCGCAGCAGGUCCUGCACAGAAUCUACAGCACUCAGCUGUGAGCUCGCUCCUCUUCUGCAGCACUGUUUGUUUGUUUGUUCGUUUGUUUGUUGAUUUAUGCAUGUUUUUAUUCCAGUAGUGGUAGAAGUGUUUGUGUGCUUUGUUUUACGCAUGCUUUUUGUCGUGUUCCUCAUUUUUAAUUAAAACAUGUUUAAAUGUAACGCUGCAACUCCCAUUUAAAAUAUAAAUAACACAUUUAAG